GUUGCUAGAGAUCAGAGCUUUGUUCUGAGACUUUGGAAACUUUGCAAUGGAAACUCAAGAAUAAACCGAGGGAAAGUCACCAAACAAUGUGACUUUGGAUGCAUCUCAUGCAUACACCGGUCCACUUAAGAUGAGAGUAACUUCAAGAAGGAAUAAUACUGUGUUUGCAUGGAUGAGGAGCGCAGGAAUGAAGAUGAUGUGGCGCUGAUGCUGUGAUUGAACAGCCGAAACACAUUAGACACAUUUAUAAUGGCUUUAAGAGUGUGGUUGAAGUUCAGACUAAAAUGUCGGUUUGUGGUGGUCUUCCUGUUUCUCUUCAGUCUAUCGGUGGUGAUGAUAUACACCCUUCCUCCCUUCCCAUCUGAGCAGAGUAGGCUGAACAUAAGGGGCCCCCGCAAUAACAAACCCAGCAGGCUGGUCGAGAAGUUGUCUCUGAGACAUUAUCUUCCAACGUCUUCAUAUGAACACAGCAAAACCUGGAAGAAUCCUGAAAUGAAAGAUUCUGCUAAACAUCUCCUUAUGGUCAACCAUCACCAACUAUCAUUUUCCUUUGGAAAAACAGCGUCAACUGAAAAGCCUGCAAAAAGUAAAGCAAACAGAAAGGAACGAUAUCUGCAGAACAUAAACAAGCAUCCAGUUACAGCAUUUGCAGCCGGUGCCAAAAGAGGGCGAGCUGUUAAACUAGGAAAUAGCAGCAACUCUGACCCAACCAUCCAUCUUCUUCGCUCCAGACAUGACCCAGCAUUCCCUCAAUCUGCCAGCAUCCAAAGCCUCCACCCAAACAACAAGACGUGCAGGCUCAAAUGCACUCCAGAUGAAGCCAAAGCAAACAGGCUUGUGGGGCAGUUCUCUGAUUCACAGCAGGUGGUAAAACUGAAACAGGCCCCUGGAGAGGCAGGAACACAUGAAAGACGAGCAGAGCCCUCUGAGAGGAAGAGGCCCAAAUUCAGAGCAAAAACCAAAGACAGUAUUCCAGAAGAGGCUGGCAUCAAGGAUUCAGCCAAUGACUGGUGUAUGAUGGUCUCUGAUGAGACUUUCAGUGAUAACUGGAACCAAACCAAAGCAGAGUCUCUACCCUGGCUCAGUGAGGAUGAUAUAAAAAAGAUGGCACUUCUCUCAAGAGGCACUGUGUUAAGCAAAGCCAGGCUUCCGGGCCAUGGACAAGUGCUUCAGGUUGAAUUUAGUGAGAAAAAAGACAUCUUUGCUCCUGCAGGGGACAAUCAUAUCACACGCUGUGAGACAGGAAGCUGUGCUCUCAUAAAACGUCCCAAUGACUGGUUUGAAGUGUUCGCCUUUCACCUGGACAGAGUUCUGGGUCUGAACAGGAGCUUGCCCGCAGUGUUGAGAACAUUCGACAGUGAGAUUCUACCGUACAAGUACACCAAUGGAUCUCCCAGACCAGUGAUAUGGUGGGAUCCCAGCAUCCAACAUCUGUCUGAUGCUGAGAACGACCAAAACUCUUUCUCACUCACUUGGCCACAAUAUCAGACUCUACUUCAGAGCAGGUGUGGUACUCGGGUACCACUGAACUUUACAACCUGUGUGGGAGUUCAUCAUUCAGAGUGGGGGAGGCUUGCCUUGUUUGACUUCCUGCUGCAGGUGAAUGACAGACUAGACCGGUCUUGCUGUGGUUUCAGACCAGACCCAUCGGAACUCUGUGUAGAAAACUUGCUUCAUGUCAAAUGUGGAAACCCAAAGGACUUAAAUCUGGUGCACAUCCUGGUUCGGAAGACAGAACCAUCCAGACUGGUUUUUAUUGACAAUGCAGGAAGACCUCAUCAACCACAAGACAACCUCAACUUCAGACUGGUUGAAGGUAUUGAUGAGUUUCCAGAGCGGGCCGUUUCAGUGCUGCAAUCAGGAUGUCUGGAGAAGAUGCUCCUUCACUCCCUGUCUGUAGAUCGGGAAUUCUGGGUGAGCAGAGGAGAGGCGCCCGGACUCAAAUCUAUCAUCCGGCACGUAGAACAAAGAGCCAAGGCCCUCCUCAAACAUAUACAAGAAAAGAAACUGCACCUUAACAGAGAUCUAUAACUCUCCAAUGAAGAGAUUCCCUAGUAUUGGAAAGAAACAAAAAAAAACAAUUCCUGAAUUCUCAGAAGACACAAAAGGUUUAUGGAAAUCCUUUUCUUUGAUUUGAAUCAUCCAGACUCAUUUAUGUCGGUGUCUGAAAGUCAGUUUUGUUGUGCUGUUUAGAAAGUCAUGCACAAUAUGCAAGACAGCUAAAAUGAGAGGAGGCAGUGUAUUUGCAUGGAUUUUUGAGUCGAUUUCCCUAAUCAGGGUUGACAAUCCUUGAACUGUGAUUAAGUGAUGCUCAGAGUGUCUGAGAGAAGACAUUCCAGAUGGUCAUUUGCAAAGCAGGACUCACACAGAGGCCCAUCACUGUGAAGAGACUUACGCUAUGUCCUUACCAGACGCGAUGCAAUAAGAUUUCAACAACAAGUAAUUUGUCUUUCUAUGCUGAAUGUUAAUGUGCUGUCGACAGCACACAGUUACAGCCAAUUAAAAGAUAUUUAAUAUUUAAUAUACAGAGUGGGAUCUUGGUCUAAUGAUAUUUCAUAGUGGGUGAAUUGUCACACAAUUAGACACUAAAUAAUCAACAAAAUCUGUCACUUAUUUGUUUUGUGGUCACAACUGCAUUGGACAAAACCAGCAUUUACAUGAAAGAAUUUAAGCUUUGUAUGUCAAGUCUUUCUGUGGUGCAUUCAGGAAAGGUAACUGCAGCUGUGAAUUAGAUAUGAAGCUAAGCUAAUGAAGCUUUAAACUAUUUUUCUUGUACAGUGUCCUUGAAAUGACAAAACAAGAGAAUUGUGGUGUACAAGCUAAAUCUUUAAUGAAGGCUGCUAUACUAGAAUAGAUGCUGAGGACUAUGAAACUGUGGUGUGGAGUGAAACUGAGCCCUCUCCAUGUUACUCCUGCUGGGCUCCUACUGGGCACUCGGUGCCCAAAGGCACAGUUAUGCAUGAAAUUGCUGAGUCUGUAUUUGUGGUGUCAUAUGUAGAGUUGUCAUACAUGAUUAGACUUUCAUCUGUAUCUUAUAGGCCACAUACUGUACACACACUGCAGUUAAAUAUGGUUGUUACUCUCUUCUUCUGAGAAACAAUAAUUUAGAAAUGUAGUUCUAAACCUUUUUGGCUCCAAGGCCCCUAUUGUCAGUUUUUAGAUUUUAGAUUUUUUUAAAAAAUAUAUAUCUUUUGAUACCUGAUUUCUACUCAAUUAGUAUUAAAUCAUCUAUCUGAUUUACAAUCAAAUUUUUACCUGAUUUAUUUAUUUUUUUCUCAGAACUAGAAUAUAUUCAUAUAAAUCACCCAUGCAUGCAAUUAUUCAUUUGAAUAAUUUACACGACUUUUCCAGUAAAUCAGGCUACCUUAUAUAUCCAGGUUUAUCUCUAGAUAGUGGGAACCCUGCUUCUUCUUUUACAAAAAAACUAACUGAAAAAUGGAGGGGGUCAAAAUAAGAAAAAAAAAGAGAAAAAGUUGCCAUGGCUAAUUUUAAUGCUUUUUGUCAUAUUGAGGUCUUUGGAAGUUUGCUGAGACCCCUUAGUGGGCCCCGCUCCUCUGGUUGACAACUUCUGAUUUAGACAAUUCAACCAUAUUUAGGCCUAUAUGCAGUCAUUAUACUCCCAGAACUUUGUAGAGUGUACGUGGCCUUUUUGUUAAAUAAAUUGAAUUUCUGUGUUUUUAUUUUUAUUUUUUUUUAUGCAUAAUUAAAAAGUCAUUAUUUUUGGAAAUGUAUGAUUGCAACUUUGGAACAUUGAGUGUUCUACUUAUUACUUGCUGAAUUUGGAAUUUUCUCUUUAAUAAAUGUGCUCAUCUAAAAUUUAUUUCAAGUCGAAAACCUCAAUCAAAUGAAGAAUUACAAGUAUCUGACAGCUUUUUUAUUUUUCAUAAAUCAAUGGUCAAAUCACAUUUUGCGAGUUUGCACUUUUGAGUUUGUCUUUGUUCGAACACAAAUGCAAACUUGCAAAAUGCAGACAUCAUGUCCUGAAAUCAAAUGAACAAAGAGAAGAAGAGUUUAGAGUGGCUAUAUCGAGCCCAUCUGCUCAUGAGUUGAUCUUGUCACUUCCUGUAAGCCUCAUACUGAUCACACAUUUGGAGAUUAGGAGCAUGCCGAGGGAGAAAAAUAAAUGAUAUCAGCGAAACAUUAAAUCUCCCUUUCAUCCAGUUUAAAUUCCCACAGGUCUCAUUUACAUUUGCCUAAUGUGGGCCAGAGAUUUCACUUCAAAGUACUUUGACUGCUUAGGAAGGGAGUUCACCAAAUAGUUUUGUAACCCCCUUGAACAUAAAACUUGUUUUGCAUAAAUGCUGAAUGCACAGAUACUUUAUAUCCUUGAUGAACUGUAUAAUAUUUAAAAACUGCAGUAAAUUUUAGUAUGUUGUUGUU
This is a messenger RNA of Onychostoma macrolepis, 4380 nucleotides long. RefSeq names its product golgi associated kinase 1A (gene gask1a). The transcript is spliced from 5 exons. The coding region runs from base 250 to 2031 and encodes 593 amino acids. Lineage: Eukaryota; Metazoa; Chordata; Actinopteri; Cypriniformes; Cyprinidae. Gene Ontology annotation, cellular component: Golgi apparatus. The record is from RefSeq and is a predicted model, not a curated record.